AUGAAAGCCGAUCGGGGCCGGGAGGUCGGAGGCGAGGGGAGGUCGCGGCACUUUCCGGGAGCUCAAUACCAGACCCUCCGUAAUCGAUUUUUCCCCCCGCUCUCUGUCUCUCCGGCUGCAGACCCCGCCGUGAUUUCCCCCCAGGACCCCACGCUGCUGAUCGGCUCCUCGCUGGUCGCCACGUGCACGGUCAGCCCGGACUUUCCGCUGAAAGCCGAGGACCUGUACUGGACGCUGAACGGGCGGCGCCUCCCGGCCGCCUCCUACGCCGCCCUGGGCCCCUCCACGCUCAGCGUGGCCCUCGCCCGCCUCAACGGCUCCAGGCAGCAGUCGGGGGACAACCUGGUGUGUCACAGCAGAGACGGCGGCAUCUUGGCCGGCUCCUGCCUUUACGUCGGACUACCCCCAGAAAAACCAGUCAACAUCACUUGCUGGUCCAAAAACAUGAAGGACCUGACCUGCAAGUGGGCACCGGGGACAGAGGGGGAGACCUUCCUGCACACCAACUACACCCUCAAGUACAAGCGCAGGUGGUACGGCCAGGACAACACCUGCCAGGAAUACCACACGGCCGGGACCUACUCCUGCCACAUCCCCAAGGACCUGGCGCUCUUCACGCCCUACGAGAUCUGGGUGGAGGCGUCCAACCGCCUGGGGGUGGCCGUGUCUGACGUGGUCAUGCUGGACAUCCUCGACGUGGUCACCACAGACCCGCCGUCGGACGUGCACGUCAGCAGGGUGGGCGACCUGGAGGACCAGCUGAGCGUGCGCUGGAGCUCCCCGCCGGCCCUCAAGGAUUUCCUCUUCCAAGCCAAGUACCAGAUCCAAUACCGGGUGGAGGACAGCUCCGAGUGGAAGGUGGUGGAUGACGUGGGCAACCAGACCUCCUGCCGCCUGGCCGGCCUGCGCCCCGGCACCGUCUACUUCGUCCAGGUGCGCUGCAACCCCUUCAGCAUCUACGGCUCCAAGAAAGCCGGGAUCUGGAGCGACUGGAGCAACCCCACGGCCGCCUCCACCCCACGCAGCGAGCGAGCGGCGGGGGGCUGCGACCCCAAAGGCGGGGAGCAGAACACGACGCUGCGGCGGGAGCUGAAGCAGUUUUUCGGGUGGGUGAAGAAACACGCCUACGGCUGCUCCAACCUCGGCAUCAAACUCUACGACCAGUGGCGCGUGUGGCUGCAGAAGUCGCACAAAGCACGCAACCAGGUUCUUCCCGGCGAUAAGCUGUAGCCCGCGGGGGACCGAGCGCCGGCAGGAUGGGACGGGGCGCCCGGCG
Molecule: messenger RNA, 1276 nt
Organism: Hirundo rustica (Barn swallow)
Lineage: Eukaryota; Metazoa; Chordata; Aves; Passeriformes; Hirundinidae
Gene: CRLF1
Product: cytokine receptor like factor 1
Exons: 8
Coding region: 1-1230 (409 amino acids)
Biological process (GO): cytokine-mediated signaling pathway
Cellular component (GO): external side of plasma membrane
Molecular function (GO): cytokine receptor activity; protein binding
Source: RefSeq, a predicted model, not a curated record